UCGAAAUGAUAGUUGUCAAAGUCGAACCUUGCCGGCUUCGACUGGACGUGUGCUUUCGAAUAAUUUCAAAGUCAAAUAACUUAGUUUUAGACAAGCCGGUUGGAUGACAGUGUUGGUUCAUAUUGAAAUGGCAAGCGAUGAAUUUUUCGUUCAGUGCUGAAAGUAUAACUUGACAAACAUACAGGUUACUGUAUAUGGAUUUCGUAAAUUACCUAGUAGUUUCGAAAGCUAUUUAAGAUAUAGUGUACUUUCGUUUAAAGACACGAGGUAGCAAUCGUUUUCGAAAUAAUCCCGGCAAUUGCUAUUUCCUAAGAAUGUCGCGGCAUUUCGCGCGGCUGCGAAAUUCGCUUGUCCCAAUUGUCAUGGGCAACAAGAGACAAUUUGCACAUCAGAUACGAUUUCAGGCGACAGAUGCUGGAAAAGGGAAAGGGCCGAUAUCGUGGAAGAGUUUGGGCGUGAUUGCUGUUGGCGGAGCUGGGCUAGGGGCGUUCAUGUAUUACUUGAAGCAGGCGAAGGAGGCAGCGAGGAUUAAAGAACGUCGGCGUAUGCUGGGGAAGGCCUCGAUUGGCGGCGAGUGGGAAUUGGUUGAUUCGAAUGGGAAAGUGAGAAAGUCAGAGGAAUUCAGAGGCAAAUGGUUGCUGAUUUACUUCGGAUUUACACAUUGUCCUGAUAUUUGCCCUGAUGAACUUGAGAAAAUGGCAACAGCUGUAGAUGGAUUAGAAAAGUCAAAAGUUCAAAUCCAACCCAUUUUUAUUACUGUUGACCCUCAACGAGAUACACCAGAGGUUGUUGGAAACUAUGUGAAGGAAUUUUCAUCAAAACUUUUAGGGUUAACAGGAUCUGUGGACCAAGUGCAAAAAGUUUGUAAAGCAUUUCGUGUGUAUUUCAGUGCUGGACCUAGAGAUAAAGAUAAUGACUACAUUGUUGAUCAUACAAUUAUUAUGUAUUUAGUCAAUCCAGAUGGUGAAUUUGUGGAUUACUAUGGUCAAAAUCGGACAGCAGAUCAGAUCGUCAGUUCAAUUCUCAUCAACAUUACCAAGUGGAACGGUGCGCGGAAUUCAUGGUUUUCAUAAAACAAAUUCAACAAGAGAAAAGCUUUUUAGUGUAAUUUAAAUUAGUAGAAUUAAUACGAAACGUAUAAUAAAAUUAACCAAAUCUUAUAUUUCUGAAA
Molecule: messenger RNA, 1171 nt
Organism: Hermetia illucens (black soldier fly)
Lineage: Eukaryota; Metazoa; Arthropoda; Insecta; Diptera; Stratiomyidae
Gene: Scox
Product: protein SCO1 homolog, mitochondrial
Exons: 3
Coding region: 315-1073 (252 amino acids)
Biological process (GO): mitochondrial respiratory chain complex IV assembly; intracellular copper ion homeostasis
Cellular component (GO): mitochondrial inner membrane
Molecular function (GO): copper chaperone activity; copper ion binding
Source: RefSeq, a predicted model, not a curated record